This is a messenger RNA of Bipolaris sorokiniana ND90Pr, 813 nucleotides long. RefSeq lists its product as uncharacterized. Lineage: Eukaryota; Fungi; Ascomycota; Dothideomycetes; Pleosporales; Pleosporaceae. The transcript has a single exon. The record is from RefSeq and is a predicted model, not a curated record. Bases 164 to 781 code for a protein of 205 amino acids.
AUCUGACCAGUCGCGUUAAUCGUCAACAUGCACGUUCAGCGUGUGUCGGCAUCGACGAGCGUUUCCCCUUCCGGUCGAACGGUACUUUUGACUGUUACGACCAAGAUUACGGUUUUUGAGGAUGUCCUUUGUCCGUAUUAUAAUGCCCUCUGUCACCAGGUGAAUGGAAGCAAAGCGGCAACAAAGACUAGUCUCCGAGAGUCAUGCAAUCACAAACAGAGAGAAGCUUCCUGGCAUAGCAACCAGCGAAGAUCGAGUCAACAGAAGGCAGUUUCGUGGCCGUUGUGCUGUUCGAUUAGGAUCUUCUGAUCGACGAGUUUUGAAUCAUGAGGAAGAUGGUACUGUUGCAAUGGAGCGAACCCAGCAGCCUUGGAGACGUGACGGCGGCUUCCCUGGAAGCGCCGUGGCUCUUGCGAGUUUUGUUUCUUGGGGUGUAUAUCGAAUUCCGUUGUGUGUCAUGAGACUAAUCUCAAGGCGACUAAGCGAAGAGAAUGUAAACUGGUUACAGCAAAGCGGCGGAACACCGGAAGCCACAUUGCAUCACUUCUCAUGCCAGACUUCAGAGAUGGGACCUCUCAAGAGUGAGGCUCAAGGUCUAGACCUGUCCGUCCCUGUCGCCUGGAGCAGCCUUGCAGGCCCCUUUGUUCUACUGACUUUGCUUUCUGGUCAUCCUGUCACUCUCUUUCGCGAUGUCGUCAAGUUUCUGCAUGGGACAGAUCAACGACACACCUUUCAAGGCGACACUCAGUAUAGCCAUUGGUGUGGAAAUAGAAGUGCGUAGUGAGGGGCAUUGUGGGUGCUUCAUUUGGCUGU